Messenger RNA from Ziziphus jujuba (common jujube), 3019 nucleotides. RefSeq lists its product as uncharacterized. The coding region runs from base 147 to 1820 and encodes 557 amino acids. NCBI's taxonomy places the organism in Eukaryota, Viridiplantae, Streptophyta, Magnoliopsida, Rosales, Rhamnaceae. The record is from RefSeq and is a predicted model, not a curated record. The transcript is spliced from 9 exons.
AUUGUCAAGUUGGGAGUAGUGAAGGAGAGACACUUGGCGCGCGUUGGAAAAUGAAAAUUACAAAAAAAAAAAAAAACAAAAAAAAACAGACUUUCUUUGCCUGACUGAUCAAUUCACAACUUUCGUCUCUCUCUCUCCUCAGAGCAAUGGCAGACGUAUGUCCGACUGAGGAUGCUAUAGAGGCAUUAUUGGAAUACCUGGUUGAUCCACUGCUUCCGGUAAAAUCUUUAUUGCGGGAAACCCCAUCGCAAUCUCAGCAGCAAUCAAUUGCAAAACAGGUGUAUGCUGUCGUAUUACUAUAUAACUACUACCACAGGAAACAAUACCCUAAGCUAGAAUUUUUGGGUUUUGAGUCAUUUUGCAAGUUGGCUGUGGUUCUUAGACCAGCCUUGUUGGCACAUUUGACAUUUAUGCAAGGAUCCAAUGAUAUUGAGUUAGAGGACCUGGACAAAAAAUUCUCGAUAACAGAGAAAAUGAUCGUGGAUGCCUGCAAUGUAUCUAAAAGUCUAGAUGCUUCAAGAGAAGUUCCAUACAUUGAGGGGUGGCCAAUUUCCAAAGUUGCUGUUCUUUUAAUCGACUCAAAGAAAGAAAACUGCUUUUUAUUGUUCAGUUCCAUCACCCAGGGGGUAUGGUCAGUGUUUCAGAAAGACGUGGAUGUCUUGAGCCAAAGUUCAGAAGGUACAGUGGAAGCAAAGAAUUCAGAUAAAAAAAGAAGAGUCAUGAUCAGAAAUUUAAGAGUUGAAUCGAAGAUUAAUGAAGCUGCUUUACAGCAACUUGCAUAUUUAGCUGUUAAGGAGGCAACAGGUAUUAGUCAGAGCGACCUUUUGGCUUUGGAAAACCAUCUUGUGUAUUCUGUGAGUAAAGAAAAGACAGCUACCCGCUUUUACAUUAUGAUGUGCACUGAAUCAGUCAAUAAGGAUGUCAACCAAGUUCCCAUUAAAGAUGCUAUCGACAGCUUGCAGGGUCCUUUGAUAAGAAAGAGUUUUGGCAGAUGGACAGUUACUCCAGUUGUUGAGUAUUUCCAUGUCCUUCCUUAUGUUGGGAUUUUUUCGGAAUGGAUUUGUAGGCAAGAACAUCUAAAUAUUUUUCAAGAUUCAAGGGUGGGAAAUAUCCUUGAGUGGCCGGAAGAUCCUUGUAAGACAGAAAUACAUAAAAGCCGAAAGAGAUCUCAUGUAAAUGAUGACACAGGAGGGGGUCUUGGCAGCAAGAUAAGUGGUGUUGAUUCAGAAUCUUCCACGCUGAAAGGAACCUAUGGAGUUUGCAAGAUUGGUUUGCCCCAUGCUCUCAGUGAGCCUCAUAUCUUCCAGAAUGGAAAAAAAUGCAAUCAUAGUUCCAAUAUAACUGAAGCAGAUGACCACGCAAACGUGUUACCUCCCUUUCAUGCAGGAAGUGAUGUAAAUAGCUCAGCAAGUCAUGUUGAUGUUAAGCAGUUUGAGACAAUGGAUUCAACAAUAAGGUCAACCACUACCAUGUGCAGAGCUAUGAAGGCUUCUCAUGGAGACAAUGUCAGUGGGUAUAUCUCGUCAGAUCAGGAUGGAAUUGGUGCUCGUUCCCCAGCCACCUAUCAUUCAAAGUCUAAAGAUCUUGAAAAGCUACAAAUUACCUUGACUUCAAAGGAAAACAAAUUGUCACAAACUGCUUUAAAAGUUCUCAUUUCAAGAAGGGAUAUACUGUCUUUACAGCUGCGCCAUUUAGAGGAUGAGAUUGCUCAGUGUGAUAAAAAAAUCCAGACAAUUUUAAAUGAGCGGCUAAGGAUGCUUGGGAAGCAGUUAGGAGGAGCUAUCUUGACGUCUUUAAUUUUUCUGAAGUUUAUGAAUUGAUGAAGAAGUCCUUUCAAUUACGCUAAGAUGGUCUGCCUCUUGCAGAACACUAUAAUGAUUUGAACUCAAUAUUUGUGGAACUUGAUUAUUGGAGGCUCAAUGUUAUGACAUCCAUCAGAUAUUGAGAAACAAAGGAAAUGUAUUGUUGAGGCCUUGAUCGCAAUUUAGAUCAAGUUAGUAGUUGUGUUUUGGCUACUCCUUUACCAAGUCUAGAAGAAACAUAUUCAGUGGUUCGGCAUGAAGAGCAGAGACAGCUCACCAUGAGAACAGAAGAUUGCUCUGAGGCUUCAGCCCUUGCUGUGUAAAAGAAUAACUCUCGGCCAACACCACAUGUUUCUUCUUCCAAUUCCUCUUCUCGUUUCUGUGCUAACUUUAAUAGCACCAGGCAUACAGACGAUGUUUGCUGGAAGAAGCAUGGCUAUCUGGAGUGGUACAAACUUAAACAAGCUGAAAGAAAGAAAAAGAAAUCUACUCAGGUUGCCCUCACGGAUACCUCUCCAUGUUAUGCUUCUCAUAUGACUCGUUUGUCUUCUAAGGAAGGUAAUUCUGGUUCGGCCUUUAUUUCUGCUGCUGGUAGCACUUGGGUUAUUGAUUCAGGGGGCCACUGAUGACAUGACUACUGAAUCUUCUUACUCGACUCACUGAUGCUUUCAUCUAUCAAGUCUGUCUAGGUUGCUAAUGGGACUCCUAUGCCAAUCUCAGAGGCAGGGAACAUUUCACUAUCAUCAUCGUUCUCCUUAACAUUUCACUAUCAUCAUUGUUCUCCAUGUCUUCUGUUUUUCUUGUGCCUAAUCUUUCUGAUAGUCUCCUUUUGAUUAGCAAGAUCAUCAAACAUCUUACUUGUUCUGUAACCUUUUAUUCAACUCAUGGUGUGUUUUAGGACAAUCUUACGAAGAUAACGAUUGACAUUGGUAGGGAAAGAGGAGGUCUUUACAAUUUAGAGAGGACAACAGAUUUACCAUCUGAACAUGGACAUGGUUUUCAAGUAGCAACAGGGAUGUCUAAUGGAGAUAAGAUUUUUUUUAUGGCAUUGUUGUUUGGGUCAUCCUUCUUUUCUUUAUUUAGAAAGUUUAUUCCCUCAUUUAUCUCAGAAUGUUUUUCUUUCUAGCUUAAGGUGCAGACAAUGCAUUUAUGCUAAAAAUCAUUGUGUACCUUUUAAAAUAAGUUUCAAUAAAAGUCCAGUUCCUUUCACAUGUGUU